This is a messenger RNA of Mollisia scopiformis, 1579 nucleotides long. Its product is annotated as glycoside hydrolase family 28 protein. Gene Ontology annotation, biological process: carbohydrate metabolic process. The record is from RefSeq and is a predicted model, not a curated record. Bases 1 to 1350 code for a protein of 449 amino acids. Gene Ontology annotation, molecular function: polygalacturonase activity. The transcript has 5 exons. NCBI's taxonomy places the organism in Eukaryota, Fungi, Ascomycota, Leotiomycetes, Helotiales, Mollisiaceae.
AUGCUAGAUCCUAGGCUACAUUCAAUCUGGAUAAAGUUUUUCCGGGGAAGUGCGGGGAUCUCCACGGGGAGGAUCUCUUGUCCUGGAAAGCUUCGGGGUAUUGAAUACCGAGCCUCAUUGAUUAAAACUUGUCUUUUCCAGUCCAUAGUGAUACUUUGGAGAGAACUGGGUGCCAUCUGUGGAGCCGACAACCCUCGAGCAACAUGCAUCGCCAGACCCCAGCCUAACAGCACGGACGACACCCCAGUCAUUCUCGAUGCAUUCAAACAAUGUGGACAAGGAGGAAACAUCAUCUUCCCAAACAAAACUUACCACAUCAACACCGUCAUGAACACAAUCGGCCUGAAAGAUUGCCAGAUCGAUUUAUACGGGACCAUGCUAUGGGGUACAAACAUCACCUACUGGCUCGCCAACUCCCUCCCCUUAGGCUAUCAGAACCAAUCCUCCGCCUGGUUUCUCGGCGGCACCAACCUCACCUUCCGCGGCCACGGCCACGGCACCCUCGACGGCAACGGGCAAACCUGGUACGAUUUCGUAAACGGCGUAUCCAACUACCCAGGCCGACCGCACGCGCUCACGAUAUGGAACACCACCGACUCCGUGUUGUCAGGGUUGAGAUUCGUACAGAGCCAGAUGUGGACAAUGACUAUCAUCCAUUCUCAGCACGUGCUCCUAGAAGAUAUCUACGUAAACAGCACCUCCCACACCCACUCCCCAGCCCGCAACACCGACGGCGCAGACACGAUGUUCAGCUCCCACAUCACCUUUUCGCGCUGGACGGUCGCCAACGGCGAUGAUAGUAUUUCCCUCAAAGCUAACAGCACUGAUAUUUCCAUCAAAGACUCUGUGUUUUAUAAAGGACUCGGCGUGGCGAUUGGGAGUAUAGGGCAGUAUAAAGAUGUUUUCGAAUUAAUAGAGAAUGUGUACGUGGGUAAUGUGACGUGUGUCGAUACCGCAUACGCGGCGUACGUGAAGACGUGGACUGGGGAGCAGGCUGGGUAUCCGCCUAAUGGAGGGGGUGGGGGGUUGGGGUAUGCGCGGAAUGUAACUUUUACGAAUUUCCACAUGCGGAAUUCGACGAAGAAAGGAGUGUUCUAUAUCACGCAAUGCACGACGUUCUCUGGUGUAGCGGGGGAUUGUAAUAGCUCGUUGUUUAAUGUUAGGGAUGUACGGUUCGAGAAUGCUACGGGGUUGGUGGGGACGGAUUAUGUGGCUGAUUUGCAGUGUAGUGCUGCAAGCCCUGGUGAGGGAAUUGAGAUCAAAGGGGUGGAUUUGAGAGAUGAGGAUGAUGAGGUGGUGGGCAUGUAUGAGUGUGAGAAUGUGGUGGAUACGGUGGGGUUUAGUUGCUGAGUGAGAGAGUUCGGAAGAAGAGAUUUGGGAGUAUAGCAGGAGUUUGAUGUUGCUUGCGACUCAGAGCGAUACGGCUCGGACGGAGCUGUUCGAUCGAAGCCGAACUGAUCGAAACUAUCCUACGAGAAUGCACUGAAAGCCCUCGACGCUGAAGCUGGUAUGAAAGCCAGCGAGAAAAGGGGAGGCGACUAAGUCACGUGAGUCCAUAUAUCUCGGGUUUCGAAAGAGG